This is a messenger RNA of Hippocampus comes (tiger tail seahorse), 1258 nucleotides long. It is a transcript of the gene rilpl2, whose product is annotated as Rab interacting lysosomal protein-like 2. Gene Ontology annotation, biological process: cilium assembly. The record is from RefSeq and is a predicted model, not a curated record. Gene Ontology annotation, cellular component: cytoplasm; ciliary basal body. Bases 368 to 952 code for a protein of 194 amino acids. NCBI's taxonomy places the organism in Eukaryota, Metazoa, Chordata, Actinopteri, Syngnathiformes, Syngnathidae. Gene Ontology annotation, molecular function: protein dimerization activity; small GTPase binding; dynein light intermediate chain binding. The transcript has 4 exons.
ACUCCAAAGUGGGUUUACAAUUCAAAGCAGUACCAAUUCAUUUCCAAACUGGACCUCUUUAUGUGGCGAAACAGUACGAAAAGCGAAUGUUUAGCCACUAUUACCAACGGUAAACUUCGACUUUAGUUCGCUAGAGAGUGAAGGAAUGGAGAGGAAUCCUCUCAACUACGCUCGUUACUCUUUGUGCUCUCUCACCUGUAGCUAAGAUACUAGCCCUCCUCUGCCGCCAGGGUAGCCCUCGCCAUUGGCGGACGCGUCAUGGGGGAAGUGCUGCUCCUCUGGAAGAAGUCACCCGCUACUGCCAUAAACACCGUAGGGGAGCGACGAAGAUAACGAACGGGCACUUCUAGUUCGCCCCCUUGUGAGCAUGGACUUCCACGAGGAGUCGUCGCCCGCAUUGGCGUUCGAAAAGGACGCCUUCGAGCUGACUGUGGAGGACGUGUACGACAUCUCGUACGUUGUCGGACGAGACUUGUUGAGGAUCAGCCGUACGGGCGAAGAGGUGUCCGACCUCCAAUUUCGCAUAGUCCGCGUGCUGGAGAUGUUCGAGACGAUGGUCAACAAGUACAACUUGUCCCUGGAGGAGCUGAAAAUGGAGCGGGACAACCUCAAGAGCGAAUUGGACCGCGUCGUCACGGAAAGCUCCACCGGGCAGGAAACGCAAGCGGUGGGAGCCAAUCAAAUGGUUGUGGACCUGAGCGACCCCAACAGGCCUCGCUUCACCAUGCAGGAGCUGAAGGAGGUCCUACAGGAGAGGAACCAGCUGAAGGCCCAGCUCAUGGUGGCCCAAGAGGAGCUGCAACUCUACAAGAGUGGAAUUCUUCCACAGGGCAAAUCGGCCAUGGUGGAAGUGGACCUGGACGCGCCAGCUCAGAACGGAGCGGCCGCGAUCAACGAUGCAAAAGAGGAGAAGACCACCAUUGGAAAACUGUUUUCAUUUCGACGGAAGUAAGACAAGAAGACAAAGAAGAGACCCUGGCGAGACUGGAUUGUAUGCAAGGUUUCCAGAACCACUUUUAUAUAUUUUUUUGUACUCUUGUAAAGUGAACACAUUGCCUUUAUUGUAAAUGUACAACAAAGGUUUUAGUUCUUCUUGUGGGGCAAAUCAUUAGGUACACCUGCAUCUUCUACAAGACCUGAUCAGUAUUGCCUUGAGACGCAAAGGCCGUGAAUCUGAAAUACGAGCGCAAUAUGAUGGCACUGGACUCACUUGACAAGAAGGAGCACUUUGGCAAAUGGCGAGCAAUUCUUCAGAAAG